AUGUCUAUAAACGAAGUCUAUUUUAUUUUCCCUACGGAAAUUUGCUAUUCCAUCAUAUCGCAUCUAGACUCUGAAGAUGCAGCGGCAUUCGCGAAAUGUUCACGAUUUUGUUACUCUGUAGCCUUCCCAAGCAGGUUCAGUGGCAUUAAAUUACACGAUGAUAACCACAAGCGUCUUCUCAAAAUGUUUACGAACGGUGGUUGGUUGGUCCCCUUGAAAGAUCAUAUACGGUCGAUGAAUUUCACAAUAUAUAAUCUGGAUACCCUACAAGAUCUUUAUUCUGCAGCGUUGAUAUUCCCCAAUCUUCAAAGCCUGACGGUCAACAUCUUCAGCUUUUGGAUUCUCCAAAGAAAUGCAUACUACACUCUCUUUCGGGAUCUUUCUGCCUUACCUUUCUAUGACAAUAUCGAUCAUUUUGCAUUUAUCUGGUUUGGUACCGACGAGGAAUGGUAUAACGAUAUCGCAAACUACCGUCUUUUGCCAGACGUCGAACGAUCGACUGCUGGACUUUAUGAAUGGACAAUGAGACAAUUUCCCAAAGCCCGAGAUCUUUUAGGACCUUUCAUCCCCGAAAACCAAUUUUCUGAAAAGGUGGAAGAAAUCUUGCUUCCAAAGGCUCUUCAAUCAUUCGAAGCGAAUCUAGGGUUCACAUCUAAGGAAUAUGAUUACCUCCUACCCGUCGUCAGUUCCGCAACUGUUGAAACCCUAAGCAUCCACAGAGCCAGCUACCCCUUCACAGGGGACUUUAACUUCCGGAACAUCAAAAAUCUCACCUUAAUUUUCAAUUCUGCAAAAAUCGAUAUCUGUCAGUCAUAUGGCCUCGAAUUACUCAGUAGACAGUUCCCGAAUCUCGAGUCGUUAAAAAUAAUCAAUGCAGAGUGGGAUGUCGAGGAAUCCUCUCGUUUUACCUUUCGGCCCCCAGUCCUACCUAAGAUUGCACAGUUGGAUAUCUCAUGGCCUAGGCCGGCUCCUCAUAGGUGUAGGACCAAGGCUUUGGAACGCUUUCUCGGCUUGGUGUUGAAUGGAAAGGACGGACGGAAUCUUGAAAGAUGUACCUUUAGGGGGACGACAUAUACAAUCGCAGGUCCAAGGAAUGUUGUGGCUACUUGUGUGAUUUCGAAAAGGAAGAUAUUCGAUCCAGACUUUCCGAGCAAGCCUUGGGAGUUUCAAUGGGAGGGGGAUAUAGAUUUUGAUCAGAUGGAAGACGACUGGGGAGCUUGGGCGGAUUUGGAACAGGACGAAGACCUAGAUUCUGAUUAUGUUGCUUCGGGAGACGAAGAACAUGGAUCUAGUAUCCUAUCAAAUGAUAUUGAAGAAGAAUCUGGAAGUGGGGAUAGUGAAUUCAGUGGGGAUUCCGAGUAUCCGGAGGCUGGUGACGAGUUAUAUCCUGUUGAUACAGAUGACGAGCUCGAGCAGCCAUAUAGAUUAGAAGUAGACCUUACACUUGGGUUGGCUUGA
Messenger RNA from Orbilia oligospora ATCC 24927, 1458 nucleotides. RefSeq lists its product as uncharacterized. Bases 1 to 1458 code for a protein of 485 amino acids. The transcript has 2 exons. The record is from RefSeq and is a predicted model, not a curated record. Lineage: Eukaryota; Fungi; Ascomycota; Orbiliomycetes; Orbiliales; Orbiliaceae.